Messenger RNA from Fusarium coffeatum, 1611 nucleotides. RefSeq lists its product as uncharacterized. Gene Ontology annotation, cellular component: membrane. The transcript has 4 exons. NCBI's taxonomy places the organism in Eukaryota, Fungi, Ascomycota, Sordariomycetes, Hypocreales, Nectriaceae. Gene Ontology annotation, molecular function: carbohydrate:proton symporter activity. Gene Ontology annotation, biological process: transmembrane transport; carbohydrate transport. The record is from RefSeq and is a predicted model, not a curated record. Bases 1 to 1611 code for a protein of 536 amino acids.
AUGUUCGAGCAGAUCAAAGAGUUCUUCAAGCCAAAGGCUACAAAGACACUGCAUUAUGCUGGUCUGAAGAAUAACACCCAUCCGACUUGGUACAAGGAUGCUGGUCUGCGCAAGAAUGUUUGGCAUUGUGUUGGGUUUUACUUUGCGGUGUUCUACCUUGGCUUUGAUGCCUCGUUGAUGAAUGGACUGCAAGCGAUCCCCCAGUGGGAAGAAUACUUCAACUAUCCCUCAGGCAACACCCUCGGACUCAUCUCCGCAAGUCUCUUCCUCCCAGCGAUCAUAACGCCAUUCUUCGCUUCUUACAUUAACGGCCUCUGGGGUCGGAAGUGGUGUUUGGCUGUUGGUUCCGUCCUCCUCAUCCUCGGAGCCUUCCUCAACGCGUUUGCCAAAGACAUCGGGACUUUCAUCGGUGGCCGAGUCAUCAUCGGUGCUGCUGGUCCCUUUGGCAAGAUCACUGGUAUCGCUCUUCUGCAGGAAUUAGCGCACCCUCGCCUUCGACCGUAUGUCGCUACUGCUUACUACAGUAACUACUACGUUGGUCAGAUUGUCGCUGCAUGGUUCUGUUAUGGUACCCUUUCGUGGCCUGAUACUGAGUGGCGUUGGAGAGCACCUUGUCUUUUCCAGGCUUUUGCGCCCGCCGUCGUCCUUGUUCAUCUACUUUUUGUUCCCGAAAGCCCUCGAUGGCUCGUCGACCACGAUCGAUCCGAAGAAGCCCUCAAGGUUCUCGCUGACGAACAUGCGAAUGGUGACCUUGAUGAUGAGCUGGUACGAUACGAAUAUGACGAGAUCUAUCGUGCUCUGCAGCUCGAGAAGGAGAACCACAACGCCAAGUAUUCUGAUUUCUUGAAGACACCCGGUAAUAGACGCCGACUUCUCGUGCUCAUCACUAUGGGUACGGGGUCCAACUGGGUCGGCAACGGUAUCAUUGCUUAUUACCUCUCUCCCGCCCUGAAGCUCGUCGGCAUCACGUCUGCCAGCGCCAUCGCUGGUAUCAAUGGCGGCAUGGCCGUUUGGUCUCUCAUCUGGGCCUACGCUGGCGCCAUGAGCGCCGAGCGCCUCGGUCGUCGCACACUCUGGAUCACUGGUACAGCUGGUAUGUGUGCUGUGUACGCCGUUAUCACCGGGCUCAGCGGUUCGUUCGCGCAUAACCCUUCUCACGGCGUCGGUCUUGCUGUGGUGCCAAUGAUGUACCUCUUCAAGACCUUUUACUGUAUCAGUUGGUCCCCCCUGCCGUUUGCCUACGGUGCUGAGAUUUUGCCGUAUAACCUGCGACUCAAGGGUUUGAGUAUUGAGUUAAGUGUUCAGAGUGUUGCACUGGCUUUCAACCAAUGGGUGAACCCUGUUGCUCUUGAGGCGAUCGCUUGGAAAUACUACAUCGUCUACAUCACAGUUAUCGCCAUGUAUCUCGUCCUUAUUCUUUUCUUCUUCCCUGAGACAAGAAACAUGACAAUUGAGGAGGUUUCUGUCCUCUUCGACACGGGUAGGAAGGGCGAUGCUGCAGCCGCAACGCGACAAUUCCACAACAACGAUAGAAAGCUUGACGACAUGCUUGAGAACGAUGAUGAUGAUGACAAUAAAGCGCCAAAUGUGUCAAGAGUUGAGCGAGUCUAA